AUGACGUAUCAAGACUCCUGUCCUAAAAUGCAUUCACUGACGGUUCCAUUCCUAGGCAUGGGAAUGCUGGCCUCGCGGUACCCAGAGGAUCGCGAACGAGGCAUCGCGAUGGGGAUAGCCCUGGGCGGAUUGGCUUUCGGAUGUAUCAUCGGACCCACGUUCGGGGGAUUCAUGUACGAGUUCGUGGGGAAGUCUUCGCCGUUCGUCGUCCUUGCGGCGUUGGCUCUCGCCGAUGCCAUUCUGCAACUAUUAAUACUGCAGCCUAAGGUGAAGCGGCAGGAACUGGAAAGACCAUCUCUAAAACAGCUUCUCAAGGAUCCCUACAUCUGCAUCGCUGCAGGUGGACUGUUAUUCGGGAAUAUGGGAUUCGCCGUCCUCGAACCGACUCUUCCUUCUUGGAUGGAACGUACGAUUUGCGCUGCGAUUUGGCAACAAGGAGCUGUCUAUCUCGCGUGUUCCAUCUCGUAUCUGAUCGGCACCAACGUUUUCGCGCCUCUUGGACAUAAGAUAGGAAGGUGGCUCGUCACGAUGCUGGGGCUCAUCUUAAUGGGGAUCAGCUUGGUACUCGUCCCAGAAGCGAAGGACGUGCGGCUGAUCCUCGGGCCGCUGGCCGGACUGGGAUUCUCCAUCGCUAUGGUGGACGCAAGUAUCAUGCCCGAAUUGGCUCGUUUGGUGGACCUAAGACAUUCCCCGAUCUAUGGGACUGUCUAUGCCGUCGGAGACGUCGCCUUUUGUCUCGGAUUCGCCGUCGGCAUGGGAAUGCUGGCCUCGCGGUACCCAGAGGAUCGCGAACGAGGCAUCGCGAUGGGGAUAGCCCUGGGCGGAUUGGCUUUCGGAUGUAUCAUCGGACCCACGUUCGGGGGAUUCAUGUACGAGUUCGUGGGGAAGUCUUCGCCGUUCGUCGUCCUUGCGGCGUUGGCUCUCGCCGAUGCCAUUCUGCAACUAUUAAUACUGCAGCCUAAGGUGAAGCGGCAGGAACUGGAAAGACCAUCUCUAAAACAGCUUCUCAAGGAUCCCUACAUCUGCAUCGCUGCAGACUACAUUCCCGACAGGUGGACUGUUAUUCGGGAACAUGGGAUUCGCCGUCCUCGAACCGACUCUUCCUUCUUGGAUGGAACGUACGAUGUGCGCUGCGAUUUGGCAACAAGGCGCUGUCUAUCUCGCGUGUUCCAUCUCGUAUCUGAUCGGCACCAACGUUUUCGCACGUGGCUCGUCACGAUGCUGGGGCUCAUCUUAAUGGGGAUCAGCUUGGUACUCGUCCCAGAAGCGAAGGACGUGCGGCUGAUCCUCGGGCCGCUGGCCGGACUGGGAUUUUCCAUCGCCAUGGUGGACGCCAGUAUCAUGCCCGAAUUGGCUCGCUUGGUGGACCUAAGACAUUCCCCGAUCUAUGGGACUGUCUAUGCCGUCGGAGACGUCGCCUUUUGUCUCGGAUUCGCCGUUGGACCUGCUCUCGCCGGGGCACUGGUGCAAGGUAUCGGCUUCGACUGGAUGCUGUAUGUCAUGGCCAUCGUCUGCUUCCUCUACUCCCCGCUAUUCUCCUUUCUUCGGAAACCUCCCGCCCGCGGAGAGAAACGGAGACUCCUAGAGGACAAAGACGUGAGUUCCUCUGAUGGAGGACUGGAUGGGUCUUCCACGCACGAACUGGUUCCAUAA
Messenger RNA from Darwinula stevensoni, 1653 nucleotides. Lineage: Eukaryota; Metazoa; Arthropoda; Ostracoda; Podocopida; Darwinulidae. The record is from the annotation of a GenBank genome assembly.